AUGUGUUCUUCUACAACCAUCUUCUUCAUUGCGGCGCCCUUUCUCGGCGGCGCCGGCACUAAAUUUGCCUCACGCUCCGCCGUGCCAACGACGCUAAAGUUCCGGCGUGCUCACAAUUACUCAUCAAUCAUCAUCCAUUCUUCUUCUACCUUUUACGAGGUCCUGGGGAUUGAGGCCGGGGCGACGUCUCAGGAUAUAAAGAAGGCCUACCGGAAUCUAGCCCGGGCUGUCCACCCUGACGUGGCGCCGGCGUCGUCCAACGGGUCUGAGUCAUCGGCUGACCUGUUCAUCAAGAUCCACGUGGCUUACUCCACGUUGUCCGAUCCUGGAAAGCGAUACGAUUACGACAGGAAGCUUUGUCAGCGCCGCCAGCUAUGUGGUCAGCCGCGCCGGAAUUGGGAAACUGAUCAAUGCUGGUAACUAGCUAGCUAGCUCGCUCAAUCGACAGUUGUAUUUAUUUAUAUCAAUUUGGAAAUGCUU
This is a messenger RNA of Impatiens glandulifera, 480 nucleotides long. RefSeq names its product chaperone protein dnaJ 11, chloroplastic-like. Bases 1 to 420 code for a protein of 139 amino acids. The record is from RefSeq and is a predicted model, not a curated record. The transcript has a single exon. NCBI's taxonomy places the organism in Eukaryota, Viridiplantae, Streptophyta, Magnoliopsida, Ericales, Balsaminaceae.